AUUCAGGGAGAUAAUAAGAUAAAGAAAAAAAGUGAGGAAAAGAUUCCACUAACCCUAGCCACCAUGACGCGUGACGGCGUGCCGCCGCCGUCGGCGGCCGGUGGGGGCGGGGACGGGCCGCGGCGGUGCUCGCAGUGCGGGCACCACGGGCACAACGCGCGCACGUGCACGGCGAGGCCCGUGAAGCUCUUCGGCGUGCGCAUCGGCGACAAGCCCAUCCGGAAGAGUGCCAGCAUGGGCAACAUCGCGCACCUCGCGGCGGAGGCGGCCGGCGGCGGGAGGGAGGAGGGGUACGGCUCCGACGGGGAACACGAGCGGCCGCCCAAGAAGCGAGGUGAGGCAUGGACUGAAGAGGAGCACAAAAAGUUUCUACUUGGGUUGAAUAAGUUAGGGAAAGGUGAUUGGCGUGGUAUAUCACGUAAUUAUGUUAUUUCAAGGACACCUACUCAAGUUGCUAGCCAUGCACAAAAGUAUUUCAAUCGCCAAAUAAAUGUGCAUAGGAGAAAGAGAAGAUCAAGCCUCUUUGACAUGGUGAUAGAUGACCCUGCUGAUCAGUCGCUCUCGCGUUCGUCCUCACAAGAAGUGGAACAACAUUUGGAGGAUCUACAGCCUGCUGUGGCCCCUCCUGCACCUGCGGUCUCUCCUGCUGCUGUGUCUCCUCCUGUGCCUGUGGAAACGCCUGCUUCAGUCCCACCGCCAGUUCAAGCUCCAGUUCCAGUAGUGGCACCUCAGCUUAUGGAACAGGACUCAGUUGCCUCAAGUUCAAGCGCUGGAGAAGCAGGGAUGGUGGUGCCUGAAGCCAUGCCCCCCUAUAUUUAUCCAAUGAUGAUGCCUCCUCCGUACUACCACCCUGCAUUUGUUCCAGUACCAUGCUACAGCUAUGUUCCUGUUUUCUAUGGGCCACCAGGUGUGGCACAAGCACCACAUGAGGUUUUCAAGCCCAUUGCUGUGCACUCAAAGCCUCCGUUAAAUGUCGAAGACCUUUACAGUAUGUCUGAACUGAGCCUGAAGGGUGACUCAAGUGCAAACGGUGGAGUGCCUGCUUCUCCCUUGCCUCCAAAGCCAAUUGGUAGACCGGAGAGACAAUCUGCUUUCCAUGGAAAAGGACCUACUGGUGGCUCGUCAGGUGGACUAAUUCCAGCAGUCAAGUGACGUGACUCAGCUCCUAAACAUGCCUUCAUGUGUAUGUAAUACUUAGAAGAUAGCCAAAUCAUAAUAGCCUGUGCUGCUAAAAUGGUGUUGUGGUUAAUGCAAAAUAUUUUUAAUGCUCAUUUUAGAUUUCAUGUUUUGGAAGUCAUUAUCUGUGGGUAAAUAUAUUGUUUGUCAUAGUGUCGCA
Molecule: messenger RNA, 1336 nt
Organism: Phragmites australis (common reed)
Lineage: Eukaryota; Viridiplantae; Streptophyta; Magnoliopsida; Poales; Poaceae
Product: transcription factor MYBS3-like
Exons: 3
Coding region: 64-1152 (362 amino acids)
Biological process (GO): response to gibberellin; response to auxin; response to ethylene
Molecular function (GO): zinc ion binding; DNA binding
Source: RefSeq, a predicted model, not a curated record